CAUGACAUCUUCUCUACUGUCGUCGCAUCUGGAUCAAAUAUCCCUCUGUGCCUCGUCCAUUUCCGACCUCCCAUUUUCGCGACCCAAACAAUUCACCAAUGCCCUUCUGACCCACCACGACAUCACCGCCCUGAUCAGAGAUACCGAACAACACGAACGCGCCCUCUUCUCUAUUGCUCCUCCUCCGGUUCCUUCCAAGUCGCAGAUCCAGCAAAUAUCUUCGACCUUUACGACUUCUGCCUCUCGAUCAAUUACCGCAUCAAACACUCAAAGGCCUCCUCGUCGCCAUACCGCUGUCGCUGCAGUCCUGGGUGGUGAUUUGUAUCGCAAGACUAGGACUGGACAUAGCGGCAAACAAUCCAAGGGCGAUAUCGAUGUCGAGCUUUUGUUGCGAGGUGCAGAGAAGCUUUGUAGAGUCUAUCCUAUCCCGGGUGCCUUCGACAGAAUUGGCGAAUUAAGAAACCGAUAUGCCCAACUGAGCGCCAACAUUGCUCAUUACGAAGAACGAGUCGCAAUGCAAUCUGCCCAACUGGAUAAUUUGCAUCAGAACCACGAUGAUUACGAUCAAGACGACUAUGACUACCAAGAUGACCACUUCGAACCUACAGUCCAUAUGACCAAAGAUGAUAUUGUGAACGAAGAAGAUGAAAUUCGUGCUCUCGAGGACAAGAAAAGGGCACUCCAGUCAAGAGUCAGCAGUAUGGAAAGAGACAUUGAAGGCCUGGCAAGA
Aureobasidium musti is the source of this 730-nucleotide messenger RNA. The record is from the annotation of a GenBank genome assembly. NCBI's taxonomy places the organism in Eukaryota, Fungi, Ascomycota, Dothideomycetes, Dothideales, Saccotheciaceae.